Gavia stellata (red-throated loon) is the source of this 1275-nucleotide messenger RNA. It is a transcript of the gene CRHR2, whose product is annotated as corticotropin releasing hormone receptor 2. Gene Ontology annotation, biological process: adenylate cyclase-modulating G protein-coupled receptor signaling pathway; long-term synaptic potentiation; cell surface receptor signaling pathway. Gene Ontology annotation, cellular component: plasma membrane; axon terminus; dendrite. Bases 1 to 1242 code for a protein of 413 amino acids. The transcript is spliced from 12 exons. The record is from RefSeq and is a predicted model, not a curated record. NCBI's taxonomy places the organism in Eukaryota, Metazoa, Chordata, Aves, Gaviiformes, Gaviidae. Gene Ontology annotation, molecular function: corticotropin-releasing hormone receptor activity; G protein-coupled peptide receptor activity; corticotrophin-releasing factor receptor activity.
AUGGAUGUGACCAUAUCUCAGCUCAUCUUAGAAGAAUUUGAUGUCAACUGCAGCCUCCUGGAUCGUUUACAAGAGACUUUUUUAGAGAGUUCCUCUAUCCCUUUCCUGGGCUUUGAUGGUCCGUACUGCAAUGCCACAACGGAUCAGAUCGGGACCUGCUGGCCCAGAACCUCCGCGGGGGAACUAGUAGAGAGACCCUGCCCAGAGUUCUUCAAUGGGAUCAAAUACAACACCACAAGAAAUGCCUACAGAGAAUGCCUGGGCAAUGGGACAUGGGCUUCCAAGAUAAACUACUCUCAGUGCGAGCCUAUUCUGGACGACAAGAGGAAGUAUGCGCUCCAUUACAAGAUUGCUCUCAUCAUAAACUACCUGGGGCACUGUAUAUCAGUAGGGGCCCUUAUAGUUGCCUUUAUGCUUUUCUUGUGCUUGAGGAGUAUUAGAUGCCUGCGGAAUAUUAUCCACUGGAACUUGAUCACCACAUUCAUCCUGAGGAAUGUGAUGUGGUUUCUGCUUCAAAUGAUAGAUCACAACAUACAUGAAAGCAAUGAACCCUGGUGUCGAUGUAUUACCACUGUCUACAAUUAUUUUGUGGUGACCAACUUCUUCUGGAUGUUUGUGGAAGGCUGCUACUUACACACGGCUAUAGUGAUGACUUAUUCCACAGAUAAGCUGCGGAAAUGGGUCUUUCUCUUCAUAGGAUGGUGUAUUCCUUGCCCAAUCAUCAUUGCCUGGGCCAUUGGCAAACUAUAUUAUGAAAAUGAACAAUGCUGGUUUGGAAAAGAGCCUGGGAAAUAUAUCGACUACAUAUAUCAAGGGCCAGUGAUUCUUGUUCUUCUGAUAAAUUUUGUAUUUCUAUUUAACAUAGUUAGGAUUUUAAUGACAAAGCUGAGAGCUUCAACCACUUCGGAAACAAUACAGUACAGGAAGGCAGUCAAGGCAACAUUAGUUCUUCUGCCUCUGCUAGGCAUCACCUAUAUGCUUUUCUUUGUCAACCCUGGUGAAGAUGACAUUUCCCAGAUCGUCUUCAUCUAUUUCAAUUCCUUCCUGCAGUCUUUUCAGGGCUUCUUUGUGUCAGUAUUUUACUGCUUCUUGAAUGGUGAGGUCCGUUCUGCUGCCAGGAAAAGAUGGCACCGCUGGCAAGACCAUCACUCCCUCCGAGUGCGUGUGGCACGUGCCAUGUCUAUCCCCACCUCUCCGACACGAAUCAGCUUCCAUAGCAUCAAACAGACGGCAGCUGUGUGAUAUGCCCUGCACACACACACACCACUUGGUGGC